Messenger RNA from Porites evermanni, 4196 nucleotides. The record is from the annotation of a GenBank genome assembly. NCBI's taxonomy places the organism in Eukaryota, Metazoa, Cnidaria, Anthozoa, Scleractinia, Poritidae.
UCCGGUAUCCUUACCAGUGAAAGUGGUUUAAUUGACGGGAAGGAGGUCAAACUUGUUAGCCCUCCUGAAGCUGUUGACAAUCCCGUGUUUGUAACGAUGACAUUAGAGGAUCCUUCAAAUUUCUGUGGACUGCUUUCACAAAAGGAUCUUGAAGAUGAUGUCGUGGUUGUUGCACCCAUCGUUAAUCUUCAGCCCAAUGGCUGUUCCUUUAAGAAACCUGUACGUGUAACUCUGGGAACCACGUUGGAUAUUAAACAUUUCAAGGGUGAAAAUGUUGUCAUUUUACAUGGCACAGAGGAAAGGGAUGGAAAGAUUAUCUGGCAGGAUAUUACUCAAAACGCUGAAAUUGACGAGACAAGUGGAGAGGUGAAUAUUGAAAUACAACAUUUCUCUAUCAUUGUGAUUUUGUAUAGAAGGACUGUGAUUCGCUCUAAAGACCUUGUGUAUCGACUUAAUAUGUUAGCAUUUUAUUAUAUAUUAUCCGUGUUGUUUAAAAAGAGCGAUCUCUCUUCAACGCACAACGAACUUGCCCUACUUUUCGUGAGCAAAGAAGUUUUCCAUGAGCAGUUCUAUAAAGAGGAUGAGACGUCUGCUUUAGUUCAACUCAAGGAAGAAGGAUUUACCGAGCUGCAUGUAAGUUCUUUUGAUGAAGAAAAGCGUAUCUACUUUAAAGAAAAUCUUCGUGUUGAUAUUCAUCUUGGGGAAGACUACCAGCUGGCCGACAGUCAAGAAGGAAGUACUUGUUUCAAUGUCCACUCUGAUGUUUGGUGGGGUGCGGGUGAAGUGGUCAGACUUCCUCUGGAGUGUACAAAAGAUGUCAGAAGUCUUUGCGGGAAGAUCACUGUAAAAGGAGAUUAUGGACACACGAGCGAAUGGCAUUUUAGCGAAAAGGGUUAGUUUAAUUGCUGUAGGAUUAUCAUGUGAUGUGGUGGCGAUGGUCAUUGGUAGCAAUGGCAAUAUUCCCAUUAAUUAAGUUAUCUGUUCAUGCCAAUAACAAGUUUGAUAAUGACUGAAUAUGCUGAAGAUUCGGAAGUAGCAUGAUGUCAUAAAUUGCCUAGGCAUAAAUGUAUGCAUCAUUUUAUUGUAAUGCUACGUGCAAACGGACGCAACAUUGCCAGUGGAUGUUACAUGUUGCGUCCGUUUGCACACCCUGUUGCAUGUUGUUGCGUGUUGUUGGGAGUUGUUGCGCUAAGUUUGAAACCGGUCAAACUGUUAGCUAUGUGUAAACGAACGUAACAACUCCCGACAAUGUUGGGAGUUGUUAGCAAACAAUGUUGCAUCCGUUUGCACGGGGCUUAACUCUUAUCCUUCUUUCGCCUGUGGUUUGCCUCGAAGGUUCGGUUGUCGGAACAUUGUAUCCCUUAGUCGUGUGAUUAAUAAAAAAAUGUGUCAGUUUUAAAUGCCGUGUUUACCUGGGAAUCAUUUCAUAGUCGUUCCUAGAGUAUCACCAUUUUUGAAGGUCGCAUUAAUGUCGCAGUUUGAUAGAAUAUCAAACCCUAACGUUGAUUUAAGGAACUGGUGUUACUUUUGUUUCCUACGGCACCUCUGCCGAAAGGAAACUAUUCUCUAAGGUCAAACGAAAAUAGUGCGAACGAUAUAACAACCCAGUCUUGUAUUUCAUCUACAAAUCGCUUGCCUGGAGAAUGGUUCCCUGCAUGCAGAGGCUUUUUUUUUCUCUUGGGUUAAAACGACGGUUCGUUGUUUUGUCAUCUCCCUGGCAAGGUUAGUUAAUAAGAUCAAAACGUUUACGGAAAAGUCGGGUAAAGGGAUUUAUAUUAAAAAGUCCUGUUUAGAAUUGGAUUCCUGCCCUUACAUCACGGAUUUUCAUUAUUUUUGCGUUAUAGAUCUGAGAAGUUAUGUGAGGCGUUUACUGGAUGUAAAUGGCGCCAUUUUCAAUCUAAUUCCCAUCGCUAUUUCACUUGAGGUACCUGAGGGGUCAGUGAAUCGAAUCAUCAGAUACUGGAAAGACGAAGAUGGACAACUGGACAUAAUUUUGGAACAGUGUAUUAAUACGAAUAAUUUAAUAGACGACCUCAAUGCUUUCAGAAAACAUCUUGAGAGUUUAGAAGAAGGUAAGUCAAUCCACCUUCCAGUACUAUUCAUACUUUUUUACCUUGUACUUUCAGCAACACAAGAACCUAUUUAGCCUAAAAUUUGAAACAGGUUCUUAUUUUCUAAAAUCUCUAAAAAAAAAAAUCUAUACAAUUAGGCUAAUAAGAUUGAGCUAAGUCAACUUUCAGGAUCUUCCUUGCAGACAUAGGUGCCUUAUCACUUCAAGUGCAAUGUAAUUGGUAUGCAGAUUUUGUAACUAAAUACCAAUAAAUACUAUUGGCUACAAAUUAUGUAUUUUUUUCUUCAUAAAAUGAGAAACUAUGUGAGAACCAAUAUAGCCUGCAUUUGUGCUAAUUUCUAUUUAUGUAAGAACCUGUUUAGGCUAACUUGAGAAAAUGAAGGUUUUUAGAUAAGCACUGCUUUGUUGCUAGUAGGGUGCGAUGCUUAUUCAUGAGUGGCGCCGAUUAUUAUUAUUUUGACUCUAACAAGAGAAAGUUUCCCUUUUUAUUAUUGAGUUCUAGAAGUGCGAUGUACACUGAGGUCUAUCUACAGCGCUCAAUUUUAGGAAAAACAGCAGACACUUGCUGGGUUCACAUGUCUUCCUCAGACAAUCAAGAAAAAAUUUCAGUGGAAUAACACUAUGGGUAUUCGGCUAUUCCAGGACGGUCACACUGUAAUGAAUUUAGAGUGGAAUCUGAUUACUUAUCAGUGACAAGGGUACCUGUUAUUACAUGUAAUGUCGACCUCAUGCAAUUAUUUUACUUUCCUUUUUACUAGCUUACAAAGUAACAUACAGAGGCCAGAUGCAUAUAAGGCACUUACGAGAAGUCGCAACCAAGAUCUCUGAUUCAGACUCCCGUACUGUUGGAAACCUUUUCAUUUCUGUGUUAAAAGACUGUUGCAUUGAGAUUGAAAGCUCUGUUGAAGGCGUAAAAAGAGCCGCUUCUUCAGCAAACCAUGUAGAAUAUUUGAUCAACCACUUCGUCGAAAAUCAUCGAACGAUACAUGUACCUGAAAAUAUUGCGCGAAAGUAUAGGGAGCUAUAUUCUUCACUUGAAAAGACUUCGACUUCAGCUUUUAUGGACAUCGUUUCUUACUUAAUUCAAAAUAUCAAGGAAAUCUUUGUUGACUGUGAGAGGGUUGUGCCCCAGAAUGGCUUAUGGGGGCUUUCUCACGAAAAGCUAAAUAACUUUUUGACGAAUGUUAGGGCUGCUGAAAGAACCAACAAAGUCGAGGAACUCGUCUACCAGGAGUGCAAACUUCUUGAAGAGUUGUGUCGAAAGAAUCAUGACAAACAAGCCACCGGGAAGAUUAAAAAAUGGGGUGAAGAACUGAAAAUUCCCAAGAUGCUCAAGGUUUUAAAGCGAAAGCAGUUUUUUCAGCAUCGCCGGCGAGACGUUCGGUUAUACGUGAGAUUAAAGCAGUUUUCACGCCGUCUAAGAGACAUGUUAUUGCCCCCUCACAAGAACGUUGAUGAAUUUUUCAUGCGCGAUUUUUCAAACGUUUUACUGAGUCUGAUUGAUUUCAGCAAGUUUGAUCCAUUAAAGCUAGUGAGGUUUGAACUAACCGACUUUUCGCACACACCCUUGUCCUGUUCCCGAGAGAACGUAGUGUACGACAAACAUACAAACACAUUCUCUCAGAGGAUCAGCUUUAGAAACGAAUCUAAGGGUAAGCUCCAACUUCAUGCAAAUGCACUUGUGAACAUGGACGGACAGAUUUGCAAGAAAGGGGCAUUCCAAUCACUCAUAACGCUGAACCCAUGUGGCAAGGAAGCUUUCGACAGCGAAAUGAACCACUUCAAAGAAAUCGCUGUAAUGAAGACUGAAGACAAAGAUUCGAAAAAAAUUCGUAUUGUCCUUUGCGCCAUGCAAAAGGAAAAACUUUUCGAGGCAUUAGCUUCCCUCAAACGGGGACUGAGUGAUGACGUAAUAGAUAUGAGUCAAUCAGAAGUGUCUCAGUGCCACCUAGCAAUGUGCUCUACUGAUGCUAUGCAGGAAUCAGAAAGGACUGUAAGACUACGACUGCUGUACGAAUGGGGAUCUCAGGCAGUAGCUCUGGACAGCAAAGACUUUGUGACUUUUGCUGACUACUCUGCCGGUGGCGCUUGUAUGCCAGAGGUAAAACUUGUCGGUAAGUCUUAA